Striga hermonthica is the source of this 935-nucleotide messenger RNA. The record is from the annotation of a GenBank genome assembly. NCBI's taxonomy places the organism in Eukaryota, Viridiplantae, Streptophyta, Magnoliopsida, Lamiales, Orobanchaceae.
CCUUUGCGGAACAUGCUGCAGAUACAAUGCUUGAAGCAGUUAAGUAUACGGAAGAUAAACAGGAGUUAAACAACCUCAGUUCACUUGAAUGCUGUGUCGAUGGAAGUAUGAUUUGGGAUGUUGUUGUCGGCCAAUCUUUCAGAGAUAAAAAUGAAGUGAUCAAGCUGCUCAACCACCAUGCAAUAACAAACCAAUAUCAGUUCAAAGUGGAGAAGUCUUGUCCAAAGCAAUACUACGUGAAGUGCAUAUGUACGGAUUGCAAAUGGUACGUUAAAGCGUCAAGGGUAGAAAAUUCCAACAUUUUCAAGAUUCGGGGUGUUGGGGGCGACCAUUCAUGUCCAUUUGAGAUACGUACAAGUGGUCAACGACAGGCUACAUCCAACAUUGUAAGUGGGUUUAUUCGAUCGAGAUUCACAAAUUUGAAGACAACUUAUGUUCCAGGGGACAUAAUACACGACAUGCAAGUUCAACAUGGAAUAGAGUUGUCUUACCAGAAGGCAUGGCGGUCAAAAAGAAAAGCUAUGGACGAAGUGCGAGGUAAUCCAGACAUGUCUUAUGGUAAAAUAAACGAGUACUUGCAAAAAGUUUGUGAAUCGAAUCCAAAUAGUGUUGUGAAAUUGUCUGCCACCUCGGACCAGCACUUCAUGUACGUAUUCAUGUGUCUUAAUGCUUCAAUUAAAGGUUGGAAUCAUUGUAGACCUAUUAUUGUUGUCGAUGGGACUUUUCUUAGUUCGACUUAUGGAGGGAUAUUGCUUACAGCAUGUUGUCAAGAUGCCAACUCCCAUAUACUUCCAUUGGCAUUCUGUAUUGUUGAUUCUGAGAAUAAUGAUUCGUACACAUGGUUCUUUACAAAGUUGAGGGAAGUACUGACUGUCCGGGAAGGUUUAUGCAUUGUCUCUGAUAGACAUGGAAGUAUAAAACAUGCAGUUGCAAAG